AUGUUGUCGGCAAUAUCGUGGGUCCCGCGCGGCGCGGCGAAACCGUUCCCCAAAACAGCGGAGCUCGACGAGGAAGAGGUCGCGGAGGUGCGCCGCCGCGCAGAGGGCGUCGCGGCCGCCGCCGCCGCCGUAGCUGGCGGCGACGCCGACGCUGAGGACGGCGAGGAGAGGGACGCAGAGAAUGACGAAGACGCUGCGAUGGAAGAGGAGGAAGAGGAGGAGGGGAGUGAGGAGGACGGGGAGGCAGACGGAGAAGAGGCAGCGGCGGCGGCGGCGGCGUUGGCGGCGGAGAUUCGGAAGGCGAAGAAGGGCCAAUCGGCGGAUGACAGGCUGGCAGACGAGCUUGCUGAGCUGGACAUGGACCACUAUGACGACGAGGCCGACGCGGCGCCGAACCUAUUCGGCACGGGGAAGGGCGUCGGCGCGGCGUAUUACCGAACCAACGACGAGGAUCCGUACCUGACCAAAGCGGAAGGUGCGGAGGAUGAGGACGACGAGGACGAGAUCGAAGAUCUCACCAUACGCGAUACAGACUUGCUCAUUCUCGCGGCGCGGAACGAGGAUGACGUCAGCUUCAUCGAGGUGUGGGUGUGCGAGGAGCAGCAGAAGCGGGAGGAAGGGGGGGACGAGGAUGACGUGGCACAAAACGACAAGGAGCUCAACAUGUAUGUGCACCACGAUAUCAUGCUCCCCGCCUUCCCGCUCGCUCUCGCCUGGAUGGAUUUCAAUCCCGCCUCCGCCGCCGCCGCCAGCGCUUCCGCCGGCUCCUCCGCCGGCGCCACCGCCGCCGCGAUCGCCGCCGCGGGCGCCGGCGCGAGCGUCCUGGCGCCAGGAAACUUUGUGGCAGUUGCGACGAUGGACCCUGCUAUCGAAAUUUGGGACUUAGACGUUUUAGACGAGGUCGAACCCGCCGCGUCUUUAGGAGGCUUUGUUACUACAACGAGCGGUGCGGGCGGUGAUGGGGAAGAGGACGACGAGGAGGAGGAGUGGGAGGAGGUGGAGGAGGAGGAGGAGACGGAAAUGGGCGGCGGGGGUUCAGGGUCUAAGAAGGGUUCUAAGGGCAAGAAAGGGAAGAAGGACAAGGGAGGGAAGAAAGGAAAGAAGGGCCGAGAAAGGGAACCAGAAAAGCGCGGAAGCAGCAGCAACAAGGGGAAAAAUCCUAAAAAAUCAUCAGCAGCAGCAGGGGCAGUGGCGGCGGUGCUAAAGGAGGGGAGUCAUAAGGGCGCGGUGAUGGCUCUGUCGUGGAACCGCGAGUACCGGAGCGUGCUGGCGAGUGGAGGCGAGGACCGGCGGGUGAAGGUGUGGGACAUGGCGGCGCAGCGCUGCGACCGCACGCUCAAGCCGCACACCGGCAAGGUGCAGGCCGUGGCGUGGGCGCCUCUGCAUGCUACCAGCCUGCUCUCCGGGUCGUUUGACCGCUCCCUUGCUCUGGUGUGCGACCGAACGCUCAAGCCGCACACCGGCAAGGUGCAGGCGGUGGCGUUGGCACCGCUGCACGCCACCAGUCUGCUGUCGGGCUCCUUUGACCGCUCCCUUGCUCUGACGGACGUCCGGUUACGGACGUCCGGUCGCCCGAUGCUACAGUGCUGCGGUGGGGCGUCUCUGCUGACUUACUUCUCCCCCCCUUUCCCCCACUCUCCACCCCCCGGCCUCCCCCUCCCCACUUCCCCCCCCCCCACCUCUCCCUCUCCGACGGACGUCCGGUUGCCCAAUGCUACGGUGCUGCGGUGGGGCGUCUCUGCUGACCUACUCCCCCCACUCUCCCCCCGCCCCCCCGCCCUGCCACCCUCUUUCCCCCGCAGACGGACGUCCGAUCACCCGAUGCUACAGUGCUGCGGUGGGGCGUCUCUGCAAACUUACCUUCCCCCCACGUCCCCUCACUGUCCAACCCCACUCCCCUUUCCCCCCCUUUCUCCCUCCCUUCUAUCCCAGACGGACGUCCGGUCACCCGAUGCUACAGUGUUGCGGUGGGGCGUCUCUGCUGACGUGGAGGCCCUCGCAUGGGACCCACACGACAGCACCCGCUUCGUCGUCUCUUCUGAGGACGGGCUCAUCUGCUGCCACGACACGCGGGCGGGCAGCAGCAACGCCUCAGCCGCCGCCUCAACCGCCAGCUCAGCGUCGCCGGUUUCGUCUUUUCCGAACGCUGUCUUCACGAUCCAUGCGCACACCAAGGCGGCAUGCACAGUGUCUUGGAACCCUAAAGCCCCGAACCUACUCGCGUCUGGUUCGACUGACAAGACUGUGAAGCUGUGGGACCUUACAGGGAACCAGGCUCGGUGUUUGGAGUCGUCAAACCCUAAGCUGGGAGCAGUUUUCUCAGUGGCGUUUUGCGCGGAUGCGCCUGGUUUCCUGGCGAUGGGAGGGUCGAAAGGGAAGCUCAAGGUGUGGGACACCAGAAGGGUUGCUGAUGUGGGACAGAGGUUCGGUAGAGUGGUGUAA
Molecule: messenger RNA, 2442 nt
Organism: Closterium sp. Naga37s-1
Lineage: Eukaryota; Viridiplantae; Streptophyta; Zygnematophyceae; Desmidiales; Closteriaceae
Source: the annotation of a GenBank genome assembly